This is a messenger RNA of Trichomonas vaginalis G3, 1971 nucleotides long. RefSeq names its product EPSIN/ENT-related family. NCBI's taxonomy places the organism in Eukaryota, Parabasalia, Trichomonadida, Trichomonadidae. The record is from RefSeq and is a predicted model, not a curated record. The transcript has a single exon. Bases 1 to 1971 code for a protein of 656 amino acids.
AUGAGUAUGAUGAAACCACAAAUCAAUCGAAAGAAGAAGCUCGUAGAGUUUCGUCCACACGAGAAAACACGUGAGGAGAAUGCUAUGAAGCUUCAUGAAGAGACACAAAAGAAAUGGGAUCAAAUCGCAAAUAAUCUUGCUAAAAAAAUCGGUAGAGAUCCAACAACAUUAGCAAUGAACAGUGAUGACAUGUUUAGAAGAACAAAUGAAGAACGUUUUCUUAUAGCACAAGUCAUCAACGCACUUUCAACAAAAGAUGCCGGAGUUUGGAAAUUAAACCCACGAAUUGGAGAUCUUUACGCACAAGUAGAAAAGCCAAAUCUUGCAAACUUUGAGUCUAUUGGCAAUCCAGAGUCCGUAGAUGCUGCAAAAGGCGCUCGUCCAUUUUCAUGGUUCUCAUCUCCAUACUACAAGAAGCUUUCUAAACAACUCAAGUCGCAUAUCGAAAAAAUCAAACCAUUCGAGCCCAAUUUUUCAAGAUUGGUUGUUGUAGGACGUCCAAUCAACGAAGAAAUAUUCGAAAAAUUACCAGAAGUUCAGGGUGAUACAGAAAUCAUUGUUGAAGAGCACCAUGAACAAUCCGAGGAAGUUAAGAGCGUUGUCAAAGCAAAUAUCGAUACAAAUCGUUUAUUCUUCCGUGCAACGCCAGGAGUUACACAAGCAAAGACAGUCGAAGUCACAAACGAAGGAACAUCCGCAAUUUACUACAAAUGGGAGCUUGCCCAUGAUAUUGACCUUAUGAUCGGUUCUGGCUCGAAUCGUACACCAUUACGCAAGCCAGUCUCACCAAACAACGAUGUUACAGACAAUUUCGACUGGCGUAUCUCCGAUAGCUUCAUUAUGCCAAAAGAUAUGCAGCCUAAGACGAGAUCCGAAUUUCUUUUCACUCAGAUACGUGGUUCCAUCUUACCAGGCAAGAGCAUGACCUUCUCAUUCUCUUUCAAGAGCGACAUACCCGGUUGUUUCACUCAGAGAUGGGUUAUGCGCACAACUCCAGCCGCAGAAAGCGAUUCACCACUUACAAUUCAUCUCAGAGGCUGCUGCGAGGUCGAUCCACCAGAUCUCACUUCAUUCCGUAAAUCAAUUGACGAAUCAUUGCAUGAAUCCGAACGAACUCGUUGCGUUGAAGAGAUUCUUGCCUCAGUAUUCGAGCGUGUUGAGCAAAUCACACAAAGCCGCAAUGUCAAGACCGAAGAGCAGAUCGAAGGCGAUCUUUUGGUCGACGACAGAGCUCCGAAAUUUGACUCGGCCAACAGCGUUUGGGGCGUGAAGUAUUCACCGGCGCUUUAUGAGAGUUUACUUGCUGUUGCUGAAGAAUCAUGGGACGCUCUUGGCAUUACAGGUUUCGAGCGUUUCUGGGACUAUUCACUCACAUCAUUGACCAAGUUGAUAAUGAAAGUUCAAGACGGAGAAAAGAAACGUCAUUUAUUAUCAAAAGUGAAUGAAAUUGUGAGAAUGAACAUGACACAGUCCGCAGCAGGUUCUCUUUCCUAUUCCAUUGCUUAUGUACAGUUGUCUACCAUGUUUGAAGACCUUCCUGACAUUUUCAACCACGAAGCAAGCAUAAGGGACAUCAAACUAAAUCCUUUCGUUGCUCCGAAACAAGCUGAAAAUGCCAAUGAAGACGAGUUGGAGUCAACAAGAAGAAAACACAAAAGAUCAGUCAAAGAAACAAAGAAACCACCGCCAAAGAAAGGAUCAAACAAGAAAGGCGCAAAAGAGGAAGAACAAACACACCAACAGAACUCUCAACUCGCAAUGCAAAAGACUAUAACAACUGCAGACAUGCCUCCAGAACUUCACGCAGCGUUAGUUGCAGCUGUUAAAGAACAGUUAAAGAAGAAAAUCAACGUGUUCGAACAAUUGGCAGGAGAGAGUUCAGGAGUUGCUAAACAACUUACAAGAAUUAAUGAGGUUGAUAGGCUUGAUACUGAUCUGGAUGCUGAAGUUGAAGAAGAUGAUGAAAUAUAA